This is a messenger RNA of Bipolaris oryzae ATCC 44560, 1149 nucleotides long. RefSeq lists its product as uncharacterized. The record is from RefSeq and is a predicted model, not a curated record. Gene Ontology annotation, cellular component: nucleus. The transcript has 2 exons. Lineage: Eukaryota; Fungi; Ascomycota; Dothideomycetes; Pleosporales; Pleosporaceae. The annotation marks the transcript as partial. Gene Ontology annotation, biological process: regulation of cell cycle.
AUGUCGAAAGCAAAAGAUCUCUCUACACUCAUCGAAGUCACCAAAAACACCCAAACGCUCCUCACACACUACCAAUCGUCGCUUACACCCAGCAAAACCAACACCGCUACCACUGCAAUCGCAUCCGCGUCCGCGCCCGACCCGUCGACAGAAAUAGCGAAUCCGCUCGAACUGCUCCGCACCAGCAGCACGCUGCUCAAAUCGCACACGACGACCCUCUCGCUGCUUCUCAUCAACCCGCCUCUAACGGCGUCUGCGAUAGUCACCAAAAUCGGCAAUGUGAGCGAAGGUCCGCUAACCGGUGUCGUGGCCGCGGCGAGUUACGUGCCUGGCGCGGGACAACGGGGCGACGUGGGCGAAAUCAUGCGUGCGGAGAUGCGAGCGCAGGUCAAGGGGUUACUGGCGAGCUGGAGCGAGGUGCUGAGUAUUGUGCUUAGUAUUGCGCAGAAGCAAGGGGCAAAGAAAGGAGGAGGUGUGACGGAGGCGGAGAAACAACAAGUGCUUUCUGCCACGGGCGUGGUGUGGGAUGCGUGUGAUGGGGUGGAAAAACUGUGCAAAGACGGGGUGGUGGGGCUUGUGGUGAGGAAGGCACAGGAGUUGAGGGCUGUGCUGCUUGAUGCGAUUGAGGAGUUGAAGGAGUGGGGGGAAGAUGUUGCUGACGAUGACGAUGAUGACGAGGCGGAGAAUAGCGACCAAGAUGAUGUUUUCGCUACGGAAAAUAAGUUGGGCAAGGAUGACAAAGAGCUGAAGGCUCUGCUGGAUAAGAGUCUCAAGAAGCUGAAGAUGAUGGGGAUAUUGUACCAGGCGCUUGUUAAGAGGAGGCUGAAGACGUAUCCUGCGUCGAAGGCAAUAACAGAAAAGGGAGAAGGACAAGCAGAAGAAGAAGAAGAAGAAGAAGGGGGAGAAGCGAUACAGAGUCCGAGUGUCAAACUCAACGAACUCAUGCGUCUGCUCAAAGGCAUUCCAGAGACGGUUGAUGACAUUGCUGCUGCGUUUUACGAUCUCGACGCGGAUGAGGCACGAGAGACGCUAGACCGAUGCUGCGGCGAGGCCAAGACAGCAGUUGAACUUGUGCGCAGGAGUUGGAGUGGACAGGACGAUGAGUUCACAGCCUGGUCUGAGAAAUGGGUUGCAGCUCUUGACGAUGCU